This is a messenger RNA of Orycteropus afer afer, 1810 nucleotides long. RefSeq names its product heat shock protein family A (Hsp70) member 13 (gene HSPA13). Gene Ontology annotation, molecular function: ATP hydrolysis activity; heat shock protein binding; misfolded protein binding. Gene Ontology annotation, cellular component: cytosol; cytoplasm; nucleus. Gene Ontology annotation, biological process: cellular response to unfolded protein; vesicle-mediated transport; protein refolding. Lineage: Eukaryota; Metazoa; Chordata; Mammalia; Tubulidentata; Orycteropodidae. The record is from RefSeq and is a predicted model, not a curated record.
GUCAUCCCAAGCCUCAUCUGUGAGACUGUGAUGGCCGGAGAGAUGACGAUCUUAGGAUCAGCUGUUUUGACUCUGCUGUUGGCUGGCUAUUUGGCACAACAGUAUUUGCCCUUGCCUACUCCUAAAGUGAUUGGCAUUGACCUUGGUACAACCUACUGUUCUGUUGGGGUGUUUUUUCCUGGCACAGGAAAAGUGAAGGUUAUUCCAGAUGAAAAUGGCCAUAUCAGCAUACCCAGCAUGGUAUCCUUUACUGACAAUGACGUAUAUGUGGGGUAUGAAAGCUUAGAACUGGCAGAUUCAAAUCCUCAGAACACAAUAUACGAUGCCAAAAGAUUUAUAGGCAAGAUUUUUACCCCGGAAGAGCUGGAGGCUGAAAUUGGCAGAUACCCAUUUAAGGUUUUAAACAAAAAUGGAAUGGUUGAGUUUUCUGUGACAAGUAAUGAGACCAUCACCGUCUCUCCAGAAUAUGUUGGCUCUCAGCUAUUACUGAAGUUAAAGAAAAUGGCAGAGGAAUAUCUUGGAAUGCCAGUUGCCAAUGCUGUCAUUUCUGUCCCAGCAGAAUUUGAUCUAAAACAGAGAAAUUCAACAAUUGAAGCUGCAAACCUUGCAGGACUGAAGAUCUUGAGAGUAAUCAAUGAACCCACAGCAGCUGCUAUGGCAUAUGGUCUCCACAAGGCUGACGUCUUUCAUGUCUUGGUAAUAGAUUUGGGUGGAGGAACACUAGAUGUGUCAUUACUGAAUAAACAAGGAGGAAUGUUUCUAACCCGAGCAAUGUCUGGAAACAAUAAACUUGGAGGACAGGACUUCAAUCAGAGACUGCUUCAGUACUUAUAUAAACAGAUCCAUCAAACAUACGGCUUCCUCCCCUCUAGGAAAGAGGAAAUCCACAGAUUAAGACAAGCUGUGGAAAUGGUCAAAUUAAACCUGACUCUUCAUCAGUUGGCACAGAUGUCAGUAUUACUCACAGUGGAGGAAAAGGACAAGAAGGAACCUCAAAAUACUGACACUGAACUGCCAGAGGAUACACUUUCUCCAGCAGAUGCCCGCCAUGUGAACAGUGGGCUUGGAGCUGACCUUUCUGAAAAGAAAAGUGGAGAAAAUCAAGUUUUAUUUGAAACUGAAAUAUCACGGGAGCUUUUUGACACUCUUAAUGAAGAUCUCUUCCAGAAAAUACUAGUACCUAUUCAACAAGUAUUAAAAGAAGGCCACCUGGAAAAGACUGAAAUUGAUGAGGUGGUUUUAGUUGGAGGCUCUACUCGUAUUCCUCGAAUCCGCCAAGUUAUUCAAGAGUUUUUUGGAAAGGAUCCCAACACAUCUGUAGACCCUGACCUAGCAGUGGUGACUGGAGUGGCUAUCCAAGCAGGAAUUGAUGGAGGCUCUUGGCCUCUCCAAGUCAGUGCUUUAGAAAUUCCCAAUAAGCAUUUACAGAAAACCAACUUCAACUGAACUAUGGAGAAUUAGUUAUUUGUGAUCAUAUGACCUUUUAUCAGAUUACCUGCUCCAAAAAAGAAAGUCUCUGUCUAAAAUUUACCUAGAGGGAAUCAUUUAGAUAUAUAAAAAUUUUACAUAUUUUGUUCAUGAUCCAGUGUGACCAGAGCAAUCCUCACUUUAUUUUGGAGAGGUUCCAUUCUAACAAGUACUUUCUAAAAUGAUAGAUGAAAUUGAUGUAAAACUCUUAAUAGGAGCAUGGAUGGCUGUAUUUUCUGGAUUCUGGAAGUAGAUAUGAAAUCAUAAGAACUUAAAAUUAUAUUCUAUAAAAAUUAAAUACUGGCAAUUAUAAGAUUCCUAGUUCUUAAUAAAUUGUAUUAGC